This is a messenger RNA of Chlorella variabilis, 930 nucleotides long. RefSeq lists its product as hypothetical. The transcript has 9 exons. Lineage: Eukaryota; Viridiplantae; Chlorophyta; Trebouxiophyceae; Chlorellales; Chlorellaceae. The record is from RefSeq and is a predicted model, not a curated record. The coding region runs from base 1 to 930 and encodes 309 amino acids.
AUGGCUCGUGUGCGCCGCCUGCUGAGCCUGGCGUCGCUGGCGCUCGUGCUCUGCCACGCCCCCACGCCCGCCGCCGCCCGGCGCGGCCUGCGCCAGCAGACGAAGGGCGGCGCCGGCGGCCCCGCGUGCGGCGGCUCGCGGCAGGCUUGCUGCUGUGACAUUCGUGAUGUGGAGAACGAAGGCGACCGGUCCUGCUGCCCCUCCAAGGACCUCUUCUGCCACGACUAUCAGGCCUACCUGUCUGGGGCCUCCACUCCCAACGCCACCUCUCUGGGAACCUGUUCCAGGCUCGACACCGAGCAGUGCGGCAAGCCAGGCGGGCCGUGCAGCGAGGUCAGCAGGUGCCCCACCAGCUCGACCUGCGUCUCUGGCUUCUACUGCGCCGGCUCUCUGGACCCGGGAGAGGAGUACCCCAGCUGCCGGCCCGUGCCGCCCGCCUGCGGCCAGCUGGGAUCCAAGUGCUGCCCGCCAGAGGAGCGGCCCGCCGACCUGCCCGGCGCCAACUCCGGCACGGGCGCCUUCUGCUACGCCGCUGACGUGGUGUGCUCUGCCCCCAUGGGCUCCGUCGAGGCCUCAGAGUGCAUCAAGCUGCCGAGCGCAGACACCUGCGGCCAGCCGGGGAAGGAGUGCUGCCCCAGCUUCUACCGGACGUCAGUCGACAAGGAGGUGCCGCCCAUCUGCGCCAAAGGCGCCUACUGUGCGGACGGCAACAAGUGUAACCCCUCUGACUGCGGCAUGCUGGGCAAGCCCUGCUGCAUCGUCUCUUCGCCAUCGUCCACCAGCUUGUGGUGCCGUGAGCCGGGCGCCAAGUGCACCGGCCAGGACAGCUGGCCGGGGAAGUGCGCCGCCUGCUCCAAGCCUCCGACCCAGGAUGAGGAGUGGGAGUGCACCCACCCCUUGGCCAAGGAUUUUUCCGAGCCGUCCGUCUAG